Coniophora puteana RWD-64-598 SS2 is the source of this 1176-nucleotide messenger RNA. RefSeq lists its product as uncharacterized. Gene Ontology annotation, cellular component: nucleus; cytosol. The transcript is spliced from 4 exons. The record is from RefSeq and is a predicted model, not a curated record. The coding region runs from base 1 to 1146 and encodes 381 amino acids. Lineage: Eukaryota; Fungi; Basidiomycota; Agaricomycetes; Boletales; Coniophoraceae.
AUGCCCUCUUCAAAACCUACUCCGCUUCAAAUCGCUGUCUUUGCCUGUGGUCCUGUAACGCCUGCGCAGGCCAAGGCUGCUUCACUUAGCGAAGGCGUUCAAGGAACCCAGGAGCUCUUCAGCAAUUUCAUCAGCGACUAUUGCUUCAAGGGCGCUAACCCGUACAACUCGGGGGGAAAUGUCAUCAAUCCCGAGCUUGCAAAGAUCACCGACGGCCUACAGUUCUCGGUUUGGGACGUUUUAGGCGGAGAACCAUGUGACGUCGACGAGAAGCGCACUUUUAUCGAUGAUGAUCCUCGUUUUCCUUCCGAAGCCAUCCUCAAUACAAUUGAUGUGAUCAUCAUAUCAGGCUCAGAAGCGAGUGUUAGGUACUGGAAGACGGAUAGCUCGGACCCGAGUAAGAUUACCCCAGACGGAAAGCCUGUGUGGGAAGGCAAAAUCAAGAGGUUGCAAAAAUACCUUCGCUACGUCAUCGACCAAACCGAUCGGGGCGAAAAGGACACCAGGGUGUUCGCCAGUUGUUUCGGUCACCAGAUCCUUUCGUUCAGUUGCGGAAAUGCGGUCGGAUUGAACCCCAAAGGUUGGGAGGUUGGCCCCACGCGAAUUCGCCUGAACGAUCUAGGGAAGAGUGUUUUCAAGGGCUCUCAGGGAUUCUUGACAUUGCAAGAGAUACACCGAGACUACGUCUGCCUGAACAGCAACGCUGGAGGCGGCGAAUACGAGGGAGGUCCUCCCCGAUCGGAAGAGGAUGUGGUUAUCGACGAUAGCAUUGACCGUGUCGUUGGACUCGACUGCUGGGGUAAAUCCGAUCUCACUCCGAAUCAGGGUAUGAUCAAGUUUUUGGGUACACAAAAACCUAAGGAAGCCCUCAAGUCGGCCAAGAAUUACUUCGAAGCGCUGGAAAAGGCCCAUAUCUUCACCACUCAGGGUCACCCCGAGUUCAACAGAGAGUCCAUGGCAGAUCUAAUUCAGGAGUGCCUCGAAACAGCGGAUAACAAAGGGGGCAUUCCAAAGGAUGUUGCCGAUGCUGCUUUGAAAGAGAACGAUAGGAAGGACAUUGAGAUCAGCUAUGAAUCCAUCGCAUUAGUCUGGUGGCUGAUGCUGAAAGGCGCGUAUGAAGCAAAGAACGGCAAAAUAGCCCUCUAGUCGGCCCAGUAGCUGUGACGCAUAAUUACC